GUAACUUCAAGAAAACUCAAUCAAAAGUUGUAAGAAAAGAAAAUAAAUAUACAAAUCACAAAGCUGUUUGUCUCAAGUCAAUAUUUAAGAUAGAAGAUUGAAGCUCCCCGAUGUUGCGAAAUACCGGUUUCAUCUUUAAGACAUGCGCCAGCUUUAGCAGAAAACUCUCCACUACACAAGCGAAUAAAAAUCGCGUUUGUGUUAUCGGCGCCAGUGGUGCUAUUGGUCAGGCGCUUUCACUGCUGCUAAAACGGGAUACUCGCGUUACAGCGCUCUCACUCUACGAUAUCAAGAAAGCGGUCGGUAUAGCGCUGGAUAUGUCCGAUAUCGAUACGAAUUCACUUAUAGGUGGACAUGAAGAAUUGGAGAUGUUACCGAAGGCUUUGUAUUGCGCCGACGUUGUUGUAAUAGUCGCAGGCCAACCACGUAAAAAAGGUAUGACAGAUGACGAACUCUUGAAGAAAAAUGCCGAUGUCAUUAUUCAAACUAUGCCGCACAUUGCCGAAACUUGCCCAAAGGCAUUAAUUGCCAUUGUCACGAGUCCUGUUGACUCGCUUGUGCCACUAGCAGCAGAAGUACUCAAAACGAAAAAUGCUUACGAUCCCAACCGCCUAUUUGGCGUCACAACUCACAAUGCUGUGCGCGCACGUACCUACAUAUCCGACGUGUUGCAAGUGGAUGCAUCAUCGGUGAAAGUACCGGUUAUUGGUGGCAAUUCCAAAUGCACAAUACUACCAAUACUCACACAUACCAAACCGAUAUUGAAAAUCGAAGACGAAGACGAUGCAUUGCCAAUUAUUAAAAAAGUACGAGAUGCCGAGGAGACCGUCGCCAAAACGAAGGGUGCACCACCAACGCUGGUGAUGGCGCAUUCUGUUGCAAAAUUCACGCAUUCGCUGAUAUUGGGCCUGGCCGGAUUGGGUGAUCCGGUUGAGUGCGCUUAUGUUGAGUCGACUGUCACGGAUUGUGCAUUCUUUGCAACUCCAUUGAAAUUGGGCAAGAAUGGUAUUGAGAAGAAUUUGGGUAUACCAUCGCCUUUAGCGAAAUUUGAAGCUGAAAUGCUGCAGGAGCUGAUGCCUGAGCUGAAGGAGAGCAUUAAGAAGGGUUUGGAAUAUGCCAAGAAGGUGGAUAAGGGAGAAAAUAAGAGGGAGAAGAGUGAGAAGAGCGAGAAGAGUGAGAAGAAGUAAACAUAUUUGGGCGAAGAAGUCUUUUAAAUAAUUAUAACUUUCUAUUUUAUUAGAAACUUUCUUGCGGUUACAUUUUGUUUUCACAAGAAUUUAAAUAUAACUCAUAUUACUUAAUUUCUUACUUCGGCUGAAGCCUCUUCUCUAUAUUGUAGUGUUCGCCUACAUGCUUUGCAGAAAAAUAAAGGAACCCACAGUUUAAUCUUAACCGUCCCCGAA
Ceratitis capitata (Mediterranean fruit fly) is the source of this 1403-nucleotide messenger RNA. RefSeq names its product malate dehydrogenase, mitochondrial. Gene Ontology annotation, cellular component: cytoplasm; mitochondrion. The record is from RefSeq and is a predicted model, not a curated record. Gene Ontology annotation, biological process: tricarboxylic acid cycle; carboxylic acid metabolic process. The transcript is spliced from 4 exons. Gene Ontology annotation, molecular function: L-malate dehydrogenase (NAD+) activity. The coding region runs from base 111 to 1187 and encodes 358 amino acids. Lineage: Eukaryota; Metazoa; Arthropoda; Insecta; Diptera; Tephritidae.